AUGGCCGGUGGUCUGGGAGUUGGAUAUGGAGGAGGCUAUGGACUGGGCUAUGGAGGCGGCUUAGGCUACGGCGGAGGUCUUGGAGCUGGAGGAGUUGGCGUGGGAAGUAGCGUGACCUUGCUGAGAGGAGGUCCAGGAUUCUCCAAGGCCGUGGCUGGACCAGCGUUCCUGAUCAGGACGGUGCACCAUGUGAAUAAGGUGCACGGCGGAGGUGCCAUCGUGGCUCACAGUGGUCUCGGAGGCGUCGGCGGAGGGCUCGGCUUCGGUGGUGGAUAUGGCGGUGGAUACGGCGGUGGCCUUGGAUAUGGAGGUGGACUAGGAUACGGUGGUGGUCUUAAGUACGGCGGGUACGGCCUCAAGGGCUAG
Molecule: messenger RNA, 366 nt
Organism: Dermacentor silvarum
Lineage: Eukaryota; Metazoa; Arthropoda; Arachnida; Ixodida; Ixodidae
Product: acanthoscurrin-1-like
Exons: 1
Coding region: 1-366 (121 amino acids)
Source: RefSeq, a predicted model, not a curated record